This is a messenger RNA of Mytilus trossulus (common blue mussel), 13175 nucleotides long. RefSeq names its product ubiquitin thioesterase Zranb1-like. Gene Ontology annotation, cellular component: nucleus; cytoplasm. Gene Ontology annotation, biological process: cell migration; protein K33-linked deubiquitination; cytoskeleton organization. Bases 149 to 2239 code for a protein of 696 amino acids. Gene Ontology annotation, molecular function: K63-linked polyubiquitin modification-dependent protein binding; cysteine-type deubiquitinase activity. The transcript has 8 exons. The record is from RefSeq and is a predicted model, not a curated record. Lineage: Eukaryota; Metazoa; Mollusca; Bivalvia; Mytilida; Mytilidae.
CGUAGACCUCCACUGCACUUUGUUAUUGUUUUCAUGUGUGUUCAAAAACAAACAGAUGAUGUGAAAAAAUAAGACGUUUCAGAGUCAUUUUGGUAUGAGCAAUCGGGCAGCUUCAGCCUGACUGGUAUCAGAAAGGUACCAGUUCAUCAUGGCAGAUGCAGCAAGGAAAAAGUGGUCCUGUGAAUACUGUACGUAUCAGAACUUUGAAGCUGCUAUAAAAUGUACUCUCUGCCAUGCUUCACGAGGAUCACCACUUAUUAUUACCGACCUUCACAAUGAAGAGCAGGACAUUUAUAAAAUGGCUGUCAAAUCAGGAAACAAUAGAGAAAAUAGUGAAGUUAUUUGCUCUUCAAAACUGAAUAAGUGGAACUGUCGUACAUGUACAUAUUUGAAUUGGCCAAAAGCUGUAAGAUGUGUUCAGUGCUAUACCCCGAAAAACAAGAAGUCUUCCCCUCCUAGUGCCUCUCCUACUCAUGAAAAGGUCCCAUCUGGUCCCUUAUCAGGGGAGGCUAUAACACAGAGAAAGACACCUCCCCAUCGAGAUAUACCGUCAUCGCCAAAGGCAGCUAAUAAAACAUCUAACAAUGAUAUUAAUAGGCAAAAAACUUAUGCAAGAGUAAAAUGGAUAUGUAAAAGUUGUACUUAUGAGAACUGGCCAAGGAGUUUCAAGUGUUGUAUUUGUGGAACAAGUAAAGGAAGAACUUCUCCAGAAAUUACAAAUACUAUACUGUCUUGUGAAAACAGUCCAACUUCUGGAUCACCUACUGGCUCGGGUUGUGCUUCAGGUGUUCAAACCAGUUUAUCUGAUACCAGUUUGGCCACUGCUGUAAAUAACCAAGAAGACAAAUCAAUGGAGCGUAAACUCAAACAAAUUAAAAAGCGAAUGCGAGAGAAAGAUUGGUUAUGGUUGAAUGCCUGUGUGGGAGUUGUUGAAGGUGAAGCUCAAGCUGUGGAAGCGUAUAUUGCCUCUGGUGGGGACACUUAUAGACAAUUAAGCCAGGAUGAAGCCGCUAUCCUGAAUCGGCCUAGCGCCUUCCAACCUGGAUAUACAUUAGUACAUUUAGGUAUAAGAUUCAAAAGAGAAGAUAUGUUAGCUGUGUUAUUAACCAGUACAGAGUCAGCUACAAAUUGUAAAAAAAGACUGCCAUCAAACAUAAGUCCAGAUUUAGCAGCAGAUAUCCGGCGUUUGAUAUCAGCAUCACUCAGACAGAGAAAAGGGGAAUUCCCUUGUCAGAUCAUGUCAGAAAGUGUUACAUUUUCUUUACCCACUGGCAUUAACAACUUACCCAGCCCUGUGCAAACUCAGUUGUUUGAUGAAGUCUUGGAUAAUGAUGUUCAAAAAGAAUUGGAAGAAGAUUUAGUGAUAAACUGGAGUAAAGAAUUAACAGAAAGGCUCGGCAGUAGGUUAUACGCCCUUUGGAAUAGAACUGCUGGUGAUUGUCUGUUAGACUCAGUUCUCCAAGCCACAUGGGGGAUAUUUGACACAGAUAAUACACUCAGGAAUGCUUUAUCAGAAAGUCUUAGUGAUGCUGCUAUGAUGUUCUACCCACGAUGGAAGGAGUAUGAAUCAUAUCAGGCAGAAAUGUUACAGUUUAGUCUGGAUGAAGCACAGUGGCAGAAUGAUUGGGCGUUACUACUUAGUAUUGCUAGCCAACCAGGUGCAGCUUUAGAACAGACCCACAUUUUCUGUUUAUCCCAUAUCCUAAGACGUCCAAUAAUUGUGUAUGGUAUUAAGUAUGUUAAAAGUUUUAGAGGAGAAACUCUGGGAUUUGCUCGUUUUCAGGGAAUUUAUUUGCCAUUACUGUGGGAGAAAAGUUUUUGUUGGAAAUCUCCAAUAGCUUUGGCUUAUACUAGAGGCCAUUUUUCAUCAUUGGUAACCAUGGAAAUGGUAAAAGAGGAUUUGAUUGGUGCUGGUGCUAAUGUUGAUAACAAUGAUGAUGAAUCUGUUGCCUACUUACCGGUUGUAGAUUAUGAAGGGAAAUUAUUACCUGUUCCUUUUCUCAAACAGUCCGAGAUUGGUCGAGAGGAGAGUAUUCUUCAUGAAUGGUUAGAUAUCUGUGUUACUAAGGCUGGACAUACCGUUGCUUUACAGAAGUUAGGACAAUGUCCACUAGUGGUCAAACAGAUGGUUGAAGAAUGGCUUGACCAUUAUAGACAUAUUUCUCAUCAAAUUAUACCACAGCCUGGAUCAUUGUCAUCUCAGACAUUUUCCAGUGACGGAGAAAGUGACCAAGAAUAAUGAACACCUUUGACUAUAAUUUCAUCUUUAGUCAGUGAUAAAGUGCAUUGUUUGUUUCUUAAGCUUAUUCCUAUUCAUUGUUGAAGCAGAAUUUUAGAAUAAAAUGAAAUUGUAAACUCUUUCUCCCUAUAAAAGGCUUUCAAAUUUUGAACAGCUGUUUUUGAGUUAUGAAAGAUAACUAACUGACGGUAAAGACUUCCUUAAAUUAAUGUAUAAGUAAAAUAUACCAUCUUCUUAGCUCUAAUACGAAACCAAAAUGUCUACUAUUCAGCAUUUUUGCCUCUAGUUCAGACUCCACAAUUGGCUCCGGUUCAAAUAUUGAAAGAAAACCAUGAAGUACUAGAUUUUAUAUCAAUAUUUAUAAACAGAACACUAGAAUUGUAUAAAAAUUUAGAUAAUAAGGCUGAGGGAGUACAGUAAGUGCUGACAAAUAGAAAAUACUACUGAUCCCAGUUUUUUCCCCUUUUGAAAAACAGAAUGCUAAUUUUACUUUUUUUUGGCUAUAAUAUAUGGAUAGUGAAUAAUAAGAAACCUACAAUGAAGCAAGUGUGUAAAAUUUGAAAGAAAGAUAGUAUAUAUUAAUAGUGCUAGUAAUUGCAUUAGAAUAUAAUAAAAAUUUCAAGUAAUUAUAAAGAAUUGUAAAAAAUUAUGUAUGUGUACAGGUACAUGUUUUUAUACGACCGCAACAAUUUUUUUGCGUUCGUAUUAUGGUAUGAUGUCGUCUGCCUUGUUGUCGACAUAUUUGGUGUCUGGAUAAUAACUUUAGUUUAAGUGAAUGGAUCUCUAUGAAAUUUUAUAAAAAGGAUUAAUACAUCAAAAAGAAGGUUGGGAUUGAUUUUGGGGAUGAUGGUCCAUACAGUUUUGAAAUUAGGGACCAAAAAGGGGCCCAAAACAAGCAUUUUCUACUUUCAGGAAAUCAACUUGUGUAUAAGCAUUUCAAUUGCUCUGAAAUUGUACCAUCAAUGUUUAAUACCAAAGGUAAAAGGUUUGGAUUAAUUUUGGGGGUUAUGGUCUGAAAUGUGUAGGAAUUUGGGGCUAAAAAAGGGGCCAAAAUAAGCUUUUUUUUUAGUUUCAGUCAAUAACUUGUGUUUAAGUGUAUAAAUCUCUCAGAAAUUAUACUACAAGCUUUUAUAAUUCAAAGGGAUGAUUAAGGGGGGGAGGGGGGGGAAGGUUCAAAUCAUCAAGCAACUAGGGACAAAAAAAGGGGAAAACAAGUGUUUUUCUGGUUAAAGGACAAUUUAGAAAAUUUAAGGGGGUUCGCGGGUCUAAAUCAUUAAAUAGGAUUUCUCUAUAUUUUUCUAUGAAUGAACUUUAUUUUAAAGUUAAUAGAAAAAUGAAAUAAAAAAGUGGGGUCACCAUUCAUUUGCGCUCACAAUCUGCCUUCGAAAGAAGCAUACAUUUGUGUAAAAGUGUUUUUUUUCUGUUAUAAAGUUAAUAUCGAAAUAAAAAAAGAAAUUUAUUACAGAAAUCGCUUAAGUUUUACAAUAAUUUAGUUUAAAUACAGCUUAUAUGGAAAUCAUAUUAAAAAAAUAUAGGUCACCGAUGAGUUGAAAAAGAUAUUUCAAUUUUAAAGCCAAAAAAUGGCAUUUUUCCACCAAAGGGAGAUAAUUUGGAACUUUUUCAAUGAUGUAUACAUUUUAAAACACAUCUGGGGCCAACACAAAUUGAUUGAUUUAAAUGAUUUUUGUACCAUAUGAUAAAGUAAGAACUACAAAAGGAAACAAAUAAAAUUUGUAAUGAAAAACUAAUGUUUAAUUUUUUUCUGAAAUUUUUAUACCCUCGAGCCUCCUUAAAAGCAGUGAAGGGGAGGUAAUCCAAUUUAAAUUUGAAGAACAUUCUUAUAUAUAUGUUUGAUUACUUGAUUACCUCCUUUACACUGCUUGAAAAUUAUGUGUUAAGAAAUGAUGAUUGGAUUUCAGAAAUUAAAAAGAAUUUUUCUACAAAUUUUGCUGUUGAGGGGAUUAAUAUUCAACAGCAUAAUGUAUUGCUCAAUAGCAAAAACAAAUAUUUUUUAAGUUCAUUAGACCACAUUCAUUCUGUCUCAGAAACCUAUGAUGUGUCAACUUCUUAAUCGCAAUCAAAAUUCAGAGCUGUAUCAAGCUUGAAUGUUGUGUCCAUACUUGCCCCAACUGUUCAGGGUUCAACCACUGUGGUUGUAUUGAGCUGUGCCCUGCAGAGCAUCUGGUUAAGUUUUCAAUAACUUUGUGUGUUUUUUUCAGCAUACAAAAUGUUUUCUGAAAUUUUCUGCAAAAUAUUUGUUUAGUAUUGAAUGAAAAUACUUUCAGCAGGUUAAACACUUGGUUUUUUUUUGAAUAAUUAUUAUUAUGAAACCAUUCUGAAAGUUUACAACCUUUUACACAUGAAGAAUAUCAUGGCUCAACAUUGAGAACUUUAGUAUGAAAUCCAAAUUAUUUUGUAGUGAUCUCAAGUUAUUUACAACUUACAAUAAAAAGCUGUAGACUAAUGGAAAUUGUGUCUAAAAUAAUAAAAGUGUUUUUUGUUGAGCCUGAAAAAUCGAGACAUAGCUAUCCUACAUUCCUUUGGCGUCGUGGUCAGCGGCGUCCACAAAUAUUAACUCUGUUGUUAAAGUUUUUGAAAUUUUAAUGACUUUCUUAAACUAUCCUGGAUGUCUACCAAACUUGGACAGAAGCUUGUUUAUGGUCAUAAGAUAGUAUCCAGGAGUAAAAUUUUGUAUAAAAUUCAAUUUUUUCCGUAUUUUACUUAUAAAUGGACUUACAUGGACUUAGUUUUUCUGCGGAGAAAUAUAACAUUCACUUUGUGGUUAAAGUUUUUAAGAUUUUAAUAACUUUCUUAAACUAUCCUGGGUUUUUACCAAACUUGGACAGAAGCUUGUUUAUGAUCAUAAGAUACAUGUAGUUUUCAGAAGUAAAUUUUGUAAAAAAAUAAAUCUAUUUUUUCCAUAUUAUACUUUUAAAUGGACUUUCUGCCAGGAAACAACACAUUAACUUUGUGGUUAAAGUUUUAAAAAUUUUAAUAACUUUCUUAUACUAUUUGAUUUGUACCAAACUUGGACAGAAGCUUGUUUAUGAUCAAAUGCUAGUAUCUAGAAGGAAAUUUUGUUUUCUUCCAGUUGACAUUGCAUGCAGUCUGCAGUUAAAGUUUUUAUACGACCGCAAAUUUUGAAAAUUUUUUCGUCGUAUAUUGCUAUCACGUUGGCGUCGUCGUCUGCGUCAUCGUCGUCGUCGUCUUCCGAAUACUUUUAGUUUUCGCACUCUAACUUUAGUAAAAGUGAAUAGAAAUCUAUGGAAUUUUAACACAAGGUUUAUGACCAUAAAAGGAAGGUUGGUAUUGAUUUUGGGAAUUCUGGUCCCAACAUUUUAGGAAUUAGGGGCCAAAAAGGGCCCAAAUAAGCAUUUUCUUGGUUUUCGCACUAUAACUUUAGUUUAAGUUUAUAGAAAUCUAUGAAAUUUUGACACAAGGUUUAUGACCACAAAAGAAAGGUUGGGAUUGAUUUUGGGAGUUUUGGUCCUAACAGUUUAGGAAAAAGGGGCCCAAAGGGUCCAAAAUUAAACUUUGUUUGAUUUCAUCAAAAUUGAAUAAUUGGGGUUCUUUGAUAUGCCGAAUCUAACUGUGUAUGUAGAUUCUUAACUUUUGGUCCCGUUUUCAAAUUGGUCUACAUUAAGGUCCAAAGGGUCCAAAAUUAAACUUAGUUUGAUUUUGACAAAAAAUUAAUCGGUUGGGUUCUUUGAUAUGUUGAAUCUAAAAAUGUUCUUAGAUUCUUGAUUAUUGGCCCAGUUUUCAAGUUGGUCCAAAUUGGGGUCCAAAAUUAAACUUUGUUUGAUUUCAUCAAAAAUUGAAUAAAUGGGGUUCUUUGAUAUGCCAAAUCUAAUUCUUCAUUUUUGGUCCUGUUUUCAAAUUGGUCUACAUUAAAGUCCAAAGGGUCCAAAAUUAAACUAAGUUUGAUUUUAACAAAAAUUGAAUUCUUUGGCCUCUUUGACAUGCUGAAUCUAAACAUGUACUUAGAUUUUUGAUUAUGGGCCCAGUUUUCAAGUUGAUUCAAAUCAGGAUAAAAUUAUUAUAUUAAGUAUUGUGCAAUAGCAAGUCUUUUCAAUUGCACAGUAAUGUGCAAUGGCAAGAAAUAUUAAUUGCACAAUAUUGUGAAAUAGCAAAUUUUUUUUUAAUUAGAGUUAUCUUUCUUUGUCCAGAAUAGUAAGCAAGAAAUAUCUAAUUGCACAAUAUUGUGCAAUAGCAAGAAUUUUUUUUAAUUGGAGUUAUCUUUCUUUGUCCAGAAUUAACUUAAAUCUUUGUUAUAUAUAAUAUACAAUGUAUAUUCACUUUUUACUAUCAACUGAUAAAUUUAAAUAAUCUUUACCAUUCAGUGAUAACAAGCAGUUUUUUUACAUCUUAAUAUUUUAUGAUGUAUUUAAAUGAGUAGUUAUUGUUGCAAACUCCAUUAGAAUAUUUUAAUUGAGAUUAGUUUUGGAAUACGGGAAAGGGGGAGGUGAUUAAAAAAUUGGGUUCAAUUUUUCUCAUUUGAAAUUUCAUAAAUAAAAAGAAAAUUUCUUCGAAACAUUUUUUUGAGAGGAUUAAUAUUCAACAGCAUAGUGAAUUGCUCAAAGGCAAAAUAAAUAUAUUUUAAGUUCAUUAGACCACAUUCAUUCUGUGUCAGAAACCUAUGCUGUGUCAACUAUUUAAUCACAAUCCAAAUUUAGAGCUGAAUCCAGCUUGAAUGUUGUGUCCAUACUUGCCCCAACUGUUCAGGGUUCAACCUCUGCGGUCGUAUAAAGCUGCGCCCUGCAUCUGGUUUUUAUAACAAAUUAAGGCAAGAUGUUUGUUCAAAUGUUGUUUUUUUAACUAAAAUAAACCCAUGAAAAUUAUAGUUACCUAACAAUGUUUAGGAAAAUCUUGUACACUUAAUUAACCAUGUCCUAAAUUUUCAUAAGUUCUGGAAAACAUGUUUUUCUUGAGACUGUCAUACUUUUGAAGAUUGAGCUUUACUCAAUUUGAAGUACACAGACUGUUUGUUACACAUUAUUUACUCAUAAAGAUUUACUAUAGAGGAGUCAAUUUCAAAAGGAGGAUAAUACAAGAAGAAAAGCUGGAGGUCCUAUCUCUUUUAGGUUAUGAUAUGAAGAAAGGAUUCCAUGAGUACACAUUUUGUUUGCUUAAGAAAUUUCCAUUUGAUUUUUUUCUCGCACUUCUUUACAGAAUAAAAAUUAAACUAGUACAUACUGCAUUGUACAGAUUUUUCAAUGCAUUCUGCUCAAAUAUUUAUUUUUGAAAUUUGGCAUUUUGUUUUAUAAUCCCAGGAUGGACUAGAAAUCAAAAGCAUUGCUGUUAAAAUUGGGAAAAGAGUAAUUUUGAAAAGGCUGUGGCAUUCACUGAAGGGUAUUAAACUAAUAGAAUGUUGGUUUAAAUUAUACUGAAUCAAAAGGUGCUUUGUUGUGAUAAUAAUUAGCAGAUAUAAUAUCAUGUAAAUUUAUAUAUUAAUGAUGUUGUAUUAUGAUCUCUUUAAAAUAACCAAUACAUUGGAAAUUGUCAUAAAAAAUCAUGUUUACUCUUCCUGAAUUUUUUGUAUUCAAUCAAUAACAUAAUAUUAAACCUUGAUUUAUCGAAAUAUUAUGUUCACUUAGAUACUGUUAUUGAAAAUGUUUGGUUUUUCAAUGGAUGUUUGUCUCUUGAAAUCAUAGUACAUAUUUGCAUAUUCUAAGAUUUAUUAUUACAGAGUCUUGAAAGAUGUUUAGAACAGUCCUUAGGUUUUAAUGCUUCAUGAAUUAUCUCUGAAACUGUAAUGACUUCAAUUGUUUUCUUUCUUAAUCUCAGGGUUACUAGAAUUAUUUUACUUUUUUUAAUAAAAGACAGGUUCUGUAGUUAUUCCCCUUAGUUUUGAGUUAUCUCCCUUAUUAACAUCGAUCCCAUUCAUUCAGGUAUUAUGCCUUUCUUAUGGAUUGUUUAUAACUGUUACAGGGUCAAGUUUUUGUUGUUUGUUGUAUUAUAUAUCACACAUGUUGUAGAUAAUAUCACUAAUGAAUUGUAUGAUAUAUUUGUUAUUAUAUGAAGACGUUUUUUCUCGUUUGAAAAAAUCAUACCGAAACAAGACAAUUUAAAAGUUCAAUGACAAUGUGAUUGCUAUUUUAAUUGCAGUUUCCCUUAUUUUAUUUACCAAAAAGCUUGAAUUUCUAUACCUGAAAAUUAAAGAAGGAAGUUUGCUUCUUUUUUUUAAGUAAAUUGUUAAAAUGAAAAUUACUACUUCUUAUAAGAAAUGAAUAUGAAAAAACUUUCAGCAUUUUUUUGCAUUAAAGAUUCAGCAGGUUUGAAAUAAUUAAAAGAAAAACUAUUUUGUUUGCUUUUGUUUUGUUAUUAAUUUGCUAACUUGGUGAUACAGUUAUAGUCUUGUUUUUUUCACCUCUUUUAUUUAGUGUUUUUUCUGUGAUAUCAAAACUAUCAAGGUCUUUUUAUUCCCCAUAAUUUAUGUACCUUUAAAGACUUAACUAUUUUAUAUUAAAGUAGUAAUAGAUUUAUUUAUAAGUUUUAUAUAUAUUAAGGUACCAAUAUUAUUAUAAGAACUUUUUUUUUGGUACAAAGUAAAUUUGAAUUUACAAUCCAUUAGUUAGAAGUGAGGAUACAUUCAGUGUAUACAGCUUUUCUUUUGUCAUGAUUUUUAACUAAAAUGUAAUGUCAGUCUAGCUGUGUUUCAUUAACCCAAACUAUAAUUUAUUAAUUAACAGUGCUUUACAAUUUUUGUUAUUUUGCCAAUUGUGCUUAUGUAUAGGUGCUAUUUGUUGUUUAUACAUGUAUAACUAUCUUAAAGGGAAAGUAUAUUCACUUAUCUUGUUCAAACUAUGGUAUUUUUUAACCUAGUAUUAAACAAGAUUGAUUUAACCAUUAUAAGGAGCAGUAGUAUAAAUGUCUUAAUUUGGAUGAAACAGGGUUAAAAUAAGGUCAAUACACAACAAACACCGUGUAAAACUGGUAUGAAGGUGAAAUGGGCAUACAUGAAUUUUUUACCACAGCUUCACUGAAUCAUUUAUCAGUCUAGCUGUGUUUCAUUAACCAAAUUUACAUAUGAACAAUAUAUUUGUUUUUUCGGAUGCAAAUAUACUAGAUCUUAAAAUCAAUGCAUCUGUAAUGCUGUCUUAUACAUUUUGUAAAAUCUAUUCCAUUUUGUUUGUUCUAAACUAUCAUAUAAGUCUUUUUUUGUUUUUCUUAAAGUGAAUUUCUUAACUGGGUUUAUUUAGCCUCUUUGCAAAUUUUGUAGUAUGAAAAAAGGAUAUUUACACAGGUUGAUUUUUGUUGAGCCUGCAACUUUUGUUGCAGAACGCUCGACAUAGGGAUAGUGAUCCGGCGGAGGCUACAGCGUCGUUAGCUAACUUCUUAAAAGCUUUAUAUUUUAGAAGGAAGAAGACCUGGAUGAUUCAUACUUUGUAUAUAGAUGCCUCAUGUAACGAACUUUCCGUCAGUCACAUGUCCAAUGUCCUUGCCCUCAUUUUCAUGGUUCAUUGACUACUUGAAAAAAAAGUUAAGAUUUUUUGUAAUGUUAAAUUCUCUCUUAUUAUAAGUAAUUGGUAAACUAUAUUUGGUAAGUGCGUACCUUGCAAGGUCAUCAUGCCGUUAGACAGUUUUCACUUGACAUAGACCUCAUUUCAUGGAUCAGUGAACCAGGUUAAGUUUUGGUGGUCAAGUCCAUAUCUCAGAUACUAUAAGCAAUAGGUCUAGUAUAUUUGGUGUAUAGAAGGACCGCAAGGUGUACAUGUCCAACUGGCAGGUGUCAUCUGACCUUGACCUCAUUUUCAUGGUUUAGUGGUCAAAGUUAAGUUUUUGAGUUUUGGUCUAUUUUCCUAAUACUUUAUGGAUUAGGUCAACUAUAUUUGGUGUAUGGAAAUAUUUUAUGAUCUAUAUGUCUGUUACGCAGGUUUUAUUUGACCUUGACCUCAUUUUCACGGUCCAUUGCUAAGUGUUAAGUGUUUGUGUUUUGGUCUGUUUCUCUUAAUUUAUAAGCAAUAAGUCAACUAUAUUUGUUGUAUAGAAGAAUUUUUAGCUGUACAUGUCUGCCUGGCAUGGUUCAUCUGACCUUGACCUCAUUUUCAUGGUUCAUUGAUCACUGUUUCGUUUUUAUACGACAGCAAAAUUUGAAAAAUUUUCGUCGUAUAUUGCUAUCACGUUGGCGUCGUCGUCGUCCGAAUACUUUUAGUUUUCGCACUCUAACUUUAGUAAAAGUGAAUAGAAAUCUACGAAAUUUUAACACAAGGUUUAUGACUACAAAAGGAAGGUUGGGAUUGAUUUUGGGAGUUUUUAUCCCAAUAUUUUAGGAAUUAGGGGCCAAAAAGGGACCCAAAUAAGCAUAUCUUUUUUUUUCGCACAGUAACUUUAGUUUAAGUAAAUAGAAAUCUAUGAAAUUUUGACACAAGGAUUAUGACCACAAAAGGAAGGUUGGUCUUGAUUUUGGGAGUUUUGGUUCUAACAGUUUAGGAAUUAGGGGCCAAAAAGGGGUCCAAAAUUCAACUUUGUUUGAUUUCAUCAAUCAUUUAAUAAUUGGGGUUCUUUGAUAUGACGAAUCUAACUGUGUAUGUAGAUUCUUAAUUUUUGGUCCUGUUUUCAAAUUGGUCUAAAUUAAGGUCCAAAGGGUCCAAAAUUAAACUUUGUUUGAUUUCAUCAAAAAUUGAAAAGAAUCCUUGGGGUUCUUUGAUAUGCCAAAUCUAACUGUGUAUGUAGAUUUUUAAUUUUUGGUCCUGUUUUCAAAUUGGUCUACAUUAAAGUCCAAAGGGUCCAAAAUUAAACUUAGUUUGAUUCUGACAAAAAAUUGAAUUCUGGGGGUUCUUUGAUAUGCUGAAUCCAAACAUGUACUUAGAUUUUUGAUUAUGGGCCCAGUUUUCAAGUUGGUCCAAAUCAGGAUCUAAAAUUAUUAUAUUAAGUAUUGUGCAAUAGCAAGAAAUUUUCCAUUGCACAGUAUUGCGCAAUAGCAAGAAAUCUUUAUUUGCACAGUAUUGUGCAAUAGCAAGUCUUUUCAAUUGCACAGUAUUGCGCAAUAGCAAGAAAUAUCUAAUUGCACAAUAUUGUGAAAUAGCAAAAAAAAAAUUAAUUAGAGUUAUCUUUCUUUGUCCAGAAUAGUAAGCAAGAAAUAUAUAAUUGCACAAUAUUGUGCAAUAGCAAGAAAUUUUUUAAUUGGAGUUAUCUUUCUUUGUCCAGAAUCAACUUAAAUCUUUGUUAUAUACAAUAUACAAUGUAUAUUCACUUUUAACUACUGACUGAUAAAUUAAAAAACAAUCUUUACCAUACAAGCAGUUUUUUUACAUCUUGAUAUUUUAUGAUGUAUUUAAAUGAGUAGUUAUUGUUGCAAACUCCAUUAGAAAUUUUAAUUGAGGUCAGUUUUGGAAUAAGGGAAAGGGAAAUGUGAAAAAAAAAUUUGGGUUCAAUUUUUCUCAUUUGAAAUUUCAUAAAAUAAUGAAAAUUUCUUCAAACAUUUUUUUGAGAGGAUUAAUAUUCAACAGCAUAGUGAAUUGCUCUAAGAGAAAACAAAAAUUUUAAUAGAUAUAGGAAGAUGUGGUGUGAGUGCCAAUGAGACAACUCUCCACCCAAAUAACAAUUUAAAAAGUAAACCAUUAUAGGUUAAAGUACAGCCUUCAACAUGGAGCCUUGGCUCAAACCGAAGUUCAUUAGAACACAUUCAUUCUGUGUCAGAAACCUAUGAUGUGUCAACUAUUUAAUCACAAUCCAAAUUUAAUGCUGGAUUCAGCUUGUAUGGUGUGUCCAUACUUGCCCCAUCCGUUUAGGGUUCAACCUCUGUGGUCGUAUAAAGCUGCGCCCUGCGGAGCAUCUGGUUUUAAUAGAUCAAAUGCACAAUUCAAAUCUUAUUCUGAAGUAAAUUAUAAGGUGGUAAGAGAAUAUGUAGUGAAUAAGUUGAGGAGAAGAUUUUUUUUCUGCUAUUUAAGAUUGUGAAUUGCAUGAUAUGUCCCCUUCAAGGUAAUAAUUUUUAUUGUGUAUUUUUCCCCAAAUUGUUUGAUUUUUAUAAAAACAUUUUAUUAUAUGAAUUUAUAUCAUAUGAUACGUAUUUUAUUUGACCCAAGAGGCAUUUAGUAUUUUCUUUUUAAAGAUUGAAAGAUAUUUUCACUUUAGUAACUACAUUUGAUAUCAAUUAAGUCAGUACAAUCUUUUUGUAGAACUGCUAACAACUGUUUAAGAAGUAGGUUUUAAGAUUUAGAAGCAACUAUCAAUAUAACAAAGGACUCUUUCAAUUGAUGAGUGUGGGUUAAAGAAUUCAGCUGACUGCUGGCAAUAGUGAUGCCUGGGUACAAAGUGUUGGAUGUGUGAAACUUCUGACUUUGACAACAAAAACCAUUAGAAUUUAAUAUAUAAAUGUUCCCCUGUUCUAUGAGAUAAAUUGGCCAUCAGGCAUUGUGAUCCACUUCUUUGAAGAAUUGUUUUCCCAAGGCUGUAUAUUUUAUUGAGGGAUGCAUUUACUUCAUUGAAAACCAAGGCAAAAAGCUGGGGUUAAAUCAGUGAUGUGUAGUGAUUAUUAUAGCUUGAACUUUACAUGUGCAAUAAUAUGAUAAAUGGCCUCGUAGAUUUAGUAUCCUGAGUUAUUGUUUUUUUCUAUGAUUCAGAUAGAACCUAGUCUGUAAUUACAGUCAAACCUGUGUAAAUUUCUUUUGUAGGUAGUGAUUUGCUAAUUAGUGAUGUCCUUUUUGGUAGUUUUGACUGUUUAUUUAAAUUUUAGAUGCCAUUUAUAUUCUAAGAAAUUAUGUAAAAGAUGAACACUUUAGAAUAAAACUAGUUUUGUGAAGGGGACAAAACUUCUUGAUGUUUGAUCUCUAGAUAUAAUAAUUUCAAAGCUUAAUGUAAAAUUAUAAGUUCUGUGUUCAGGUAAUCUGUAGGUUGUAUAGUAUAUUAUGAAACCAUAUUUUAUGUGUCUGAAAAUAUUCAGUAAUAUUAUUCAUAGAAUUAAACACAUUGUUUUCCAAUUAAAGAUUUUAUCCAA